Molecule: messenger RNA, 1599 nt
Organism: Leopardus geoffroyi (Geoffroy's cat)
Lineage: Eukaryota; Metazoa; Chordata; Mammalia; Carnivora; Felidae
Product: RAD52 motif-containing protein 1-like
Cellular component (GO): nucleolus
Molecular function (GO): RNA binding
Source: RefSeq, a predicted model, not a curated record
UCGGAUUGUGUGUGUGUGUGUGUGUGUGUGUGUGUCUCUCUCUGAUUCUCCGCUGCUUGCACUCUGUCUCUCAAAAAUAAAUAAAUAUUAAAAAAAAUUUUUUUUUAAAUACACUUGACUAGAAGCACUAAAUUCUACGACAUUGAGACAAUGGAGCUGCGGGAGGGGAAGUAGAGGCAGAGACCCGCCCCAGAGCGGGAGGGGCGAAGGAGAGGUCCGGGGGACAGCCCCCGCCCCACCCCGCGGCGAGCUGGCCCCGCCCCUCGUACGAGCCCCUUUUUAAAACGCGCGGGCGCGCCUUGCGCAGGCGCGGUGCCACUUAAACCUUAGUCGUGCCUGCGCUUUGGUGGUAGGAUGGCGGAAUUGGUCUCUUUUACGGUUCCCACGGAGAGUGACAAAACCUUGCUGGUGUGGGAGCUGAGUUCUGGACCCACGGCCGAGGCCUUGCAUCAUUCUCUGUUCGCAGUAUUCUCCCAGUUUGGCCUUCUGUAUUCGGUCCGAGUCUUCCCAAACGCUGCAGUGGCCCGUCCUGGUUUCUACGCCAUCAUCAAGUUUCACUCAGCAAGGGAUGCUCACAGAGCCCAAAAGGCAUGCGACCAGAAGCAGCUUUUUCAGAAUUCUCCAGUGAAGGUUUGUCUUGGCACCAAACAUAAGGCGGUUCAACAUCAGGCCCUUGCCCUAAACAGCUCCCAGUGCCAAGAACUGGCAAAUUAUUACUUUGGUUUCAAUGGAUGGUCAAAAAGGAUCAUCAAGCUUCGGGAUCUUUCUGACCUUGAAGAAAGGGCAAAUGAAGAUACUGUGCCACCACUUCAGAAGCAGAGCCUGAAAUUCUUCUGUGCUUUAGAGGUGGUGUUGCCAUCCUAUGAGUGCGGGAGUCCCGGAGCUGGCAUGGCCGGAGAGGAGCCUUUGGAUAACCUGGAGGAAGGGCCAUUAUCAUUUCUUAUGAAAAGGCGGACAAUCCAGAAGCUUGCUGUUCAGAAGGCUGUGUCAGAUGCAUUCCAGAAACUGUUGAUUGUGAUUUUAGAAAGUGGUAAAAUAGCUGUGGAAUACAGACCCUGUGAAGAGAUCCCAGAUGCCAGUACUGAAGACGAGCUACAGGAUUUCAUUCAAGUAUGUGGAGAUUAAAGUUCAGGGGUGACAUAGCCACUGUAGCCACAAUGUAAAGCAACCAGCAGAAUUUGGAAGACUUUGGCAUUAGCUCUAUCAUCCUUUGGGAAAUGUGAAACUCAGAAACUGCUUUUGACUGCAGGGGAUUUCUGGGGCUUUUCCUGAAGUCCUGACCCUCGGCUCUGACCCCUUAUUUGAAAUUUGGAGAGCAAAUUUCAUCAGAGCACUCCCACAGUUGUGGACAUAGGAGAGGACACAAGCCUUUUAGAGCUCCCCUCAAACAGAAUCUCAAGGAUUUGGGAACAGAGUAACUAUGGCCUUAAAUGUGAUGAUACUACAGCGUUUGAAACCAUUAUGCCAUUCAGAUAGGAUGUAUCACCCAGAUGUCGGCAUCUCAUAUAUAUCUUGCAUGAAUAUCUUGCUGAAGAACUUUUCUGUAAAUCACUCACAUGGAUGUCCUGAAUUAGGGAUUAAGUUGCCAAAAUAAUUUCU